Molecule: messenger RNA, 346 nt
Organism: Cetraspora pellucida
Lineage: Eukaryota; Fungi; Glomeromycota; Glomeromycetes; Diversisporales; Gigasporaceae
Source: the annotation of a GenBank genome assembly
UAAACACUCAUUUAAUAUAAAACGUAAAUAUGAAAAGUACGCGAGCUUUGUUGAUAAAAGGCAAUUAAGAAAUAUUAAAGAAAAUGCACAAAAUAGCCGUGUCUUACAAUUUUGGGCAGAUGUCACCUAUCGCAAAGAAGAUGACAAAAGUAGCAAAAAUAGUAAGUUUAUGUUCAAAAAUUUAAUUACAAGAUUCCUCUUGGAACUUAAGUCAUGUGAUGAUCUGGUCCAACUUGACGAUUUUAAGAAACUUGUUAAUAAUAUAAUAAAAGAACAUCAUAAAGUUAUUAUACAAAAGACUCAAGAAACACUCAAAAAGGAGAUUAUUCAAAAAUGGAAAGAAUAA